Molecule: messenger RNA, 643 nt
Organism: Chara braunii
Lineage: Eukaryota; Viridiplantae; Streptophyta; Charophyceae; Charales; Characeae
Source: the annotation of a GenBank genome assembly
CCUGCCUCCACUGUUGGGAACAUUUCUGGGACAAGGACCGGGCCCAACUUCUUGUCUUACUCCAUUGCCGUUGUUUCCAGAUCGCAUGGGCCGGCGCAUGUUCAAAUACAAGUGCAUAGCGCCAUUGUGCCCCAAAGGAGGAGGAGGAGGAGGAGGACGAGGAAGAGGAGGACGAAGAGGAGGAGUGGAGGAAGAAGAAAUAGAGGACGACAAUGAGGACGAGGACGAGAAAGGGAAGGAGGAAGAGGAGGAAGAGGAGGAGGAGGAGGAGGAGGAAGAGGAGGAAGAGGAGGAAGAGGAGGAAGAGGAGGAGGAGGAGGAGGAGGUGGAGGAGGAGGAGGAGGAGGAAGAGGAGGAAGAGGAGCAAGAGGACAAGGAGGAAGAGGAGGAGGAAGAAGAAGAAGAAGAGGAGGAUGUUGAGGAGGAAGAGGACGAGGAGGAGGAGGAGGAGGAAGAGGAUAAAAAGGUGGAAGAGAACGAGGUAGAGGAGGAGGAGGAGGAGGAGGAGGAGGAAGAGGAGGAAGAGGAGGAUGACGAAGACAAGAAGGAAGAAGAGGAGGAGGAGGAGGAGGAGGAGGAUGGUGACGAGGAGAAAUAGGAGGAGGAGGAGGAGGAGGAGGAGGAAGAGGUGGCUGCAGGACGA